AUGACGUUCGAUCCCGAGGACGAAGCUCGUGGGCUGGUGUCAUACCAUAACACACAUAUCAUGGCUUCCCCAGGAAACAACAGCGCUAUUGCCCAGGGCGCCUUUUUCUUCAACCAUGAACAUACAGGUGUUUUUCUCAACUUGAGCGGCCAGGAGAAGGUGACUCGAGGAACCAAUACAGAUCAUGCUGCACAGGCUGCCCAUACUGCCCAGACCUCCCAGACCUCCCAGCUUCCAAAGACUGGCGAGUUCAACACGAAGAAGUCUAACGGCAUGGAGUCCAAGCCGGUGGACCCAGCCAUAUCGAGCAUGCCAAACAUACCCAAGGUCGUGAUUCCUGGACUAACCCUCCUUCAAGAUGCGGAGAGACGAUCCCAGUCAGGUAUGUUCAAUUCUCGAUCUCAUCCAUGCGCCGUUUGA
Messenger RNA from Penicillium cosmopolitanum, 420 nucleotides. RefSeq lists its product as uncharacterized. The coding region runs from base 1 to 420 and encodes 139 amino acids. NCBI's taxonomy places the organism in Eukaryota, Fungi, Ascomycota, Eurotiomycetes, Eurotiales, Aspergillaceae. The transcript has a single exon. The record is from RefSeq and is a predicted model, not a curated record.